CGCGCCGUUUUACUUUCUUAUGUCUUUGUUAUUUUAGCUAAUUGUUUUUGCCCGGAACAUCUUGAGGGGGAAGGGUGAAGAGGUCCGUUUAUUUGAUUUCGUGUUUGUGUGUGCGCUCUCUCUCUCUCCAUGCGACGAGAACGGUGUUCCCCGGUACUGUCGCAAUUCCCUGUCCGGUGUGUCACGCUUGGCGUGUAACAAACGACUUCCGAUCUUGACAGAGGAAAAUUGCUUGCAAGCUCAUUGGAUUGUGGGAAUGGCGAUCUUUGUCGCUGGUAGUAAAAUGUCGCUUACCUGGAGCCAGAUGGUGGCUGCAUUCUUCUUGACUUCCCUUUGUACAGGAUUCUGCUACCCUGAGAGUUCUGGGACUGAGUUUGUAACAGCCUUCAUGGAGAACAUAGCUUAUUACUACAGAAGUUCUCCCACCCUCAAACUCCACAUUUCUGCCCUGAGAAAAGGCACACAGGUCAACGUCAGUGUGGUGGACCAAACCUUUAAGGCAACCUUUACGAUGUCAGCUGGGCAGACAAAAGAGUUGAUCCUCCCCAGCGUGUUGGAGCUGGACAAGUUUAACACUUCCUACAAGACAGUUCGUGUGACUAGCAGCUCCCCGGUGACCGUCUUCUCCGUCAAUCAGAAGUUCACAAGCUUUGACACCGGCAUGGUUCAGCCUGUGCAGAAUCUGGGUACAGAGUACCGUCUGGCCUCCCCAGCAGAUCCUACAGACCACUUAUAUCAGUUUGUCGUCAUCAACGCCCAGGUUGCCAACACGGUCACAGUUUCCCAGCCAUCCCAGGAACCGCUCACAGUCACCCUCGGCCCAUAUGAAAAUGCUAAGUUCCAAAGUCCGAAAUACCCUGUGUCCACACUGGUGACCGCCCAAACCCCAGUAGCUGUGCUGUUUGGGCACCCCUGCGUUGUGAAACCCCAGUGCCAGUGUGGCCUGGUGUUUGAGCAGCUAACCCCCGUUUCCAGCUGGGGGAGAACCUUCAUCGUGCCGUCCCUCUCCGUAGCAGACGCAAAAAUUAAACAGACCAUUCUGCUAGUGAAGUCUGACGGCACUGGUCCAGAAAGCAUUCUGCCCUCCGAGUACCUGGCUCCUCCAAAUUCCAAAGUACCAACACUGAUGGACACCUCCCUCUACAUCCAGGCUCCGAUGCCAGUUUCUAUCAGUCUGUUGGAUUUUGGUGUCAUGGCUUUGAUACCAGUGGAACGUUUUUCCACCUGUUACCUGGUACACACCUUUUCAUGGACGCAAAACUUUCUCCUGAUAGUAGUGAAAACUGCUGACAAGGAGGGGGUUCGCCUAGGGGAGCAGCCACUUUCUCCAGGUGUGACCUGGGUCCCAGUGAGAAACUCUGACUACUCCGUGGCGCUAGUCGACCUGCGGUCUAUGAGCAUGCACCGUGUCGUCUGGCACCUGACUUCCAAGAUGGGCGUCUACAUUAUUGGGAAACAGUCAUGGUUUAUGGGUUUAUUUGGGAGCCCAGCUCUGAGCCUGAAAGUGGAACCAGAUGGUCGUAAGUGCCGGCUAUACGUGGGUGUACUGGACCUGGUGCAGGAGGAGAAGAGCUGGGCAGAUGCACAGGCCCACUGCAGGAACCUCAACAGCCAGCUGGCAAGUCUCGAUGGAGAGGAAUUCCUGCUGUAUGCUGGCCGGGAGCUGAAUGGGACCCAGCAAAGUGCAGUCUGGGUGGGCUUGCGCAAGGGCAUUCUGUCCGAAAAGUGGGGCUGGCUCAACAGGGAGCCAAUGGAAUACACUAAAUGGGGAUCAGGCCAACCAAAUAGCUCCCUGUAUGCCCAGUGUGGCAUGAUGUCUGUGGAAAAUCUCACCUGUAGCGCUGUGAGCUGCUGUGACCAACUGCCUUCCAUCUGCUUUGAGCCUGGGCGUGAAGUUCCGUUUCCAUAGCGCCCUUAAUCCAGUGGUCACCAACCCUGUUCCUGGAAAUCUACCCUGCUGUAUGUUUUCAUCUCAACCCAAAUUUGGCACACC
Anguilla anguilla (European eel) is the source of this 1993-nucleotide messenger RNA. RefSeq names its product IgGFc-binding protein-like. The transcript has 4 exons. The coding region runs from base 257 to 1909 and encodes 550 amino acids. The record is from RefSeq and is a predicted model, not a curated record. Lineage: Eukaryota; Metazoa; Chordata; Actinopteri; Anguilliformes; Anguillidae.